Eucalyptus grandis is the source of this 765-nucleotide messenger RNA. Its product is annotated as chitinase CLP. Lineage: Eukaryota; Viridiplantae; Streptophyta; Magnoliopsida; Myrtales; Myrtaceae. Gene Ontology annotation, biological process: proteolysis. Bases 1 to 765 code for a protein of 254 amino acids. The record is from RefSeq and is a predicted model, not a curated record. Gene Ontology annotation, molecular function: aspartic-type endopeptidase activity. The transcript has a single exon.
AUGAUGCUUCUUCCUCCUCCUCCUCCUCCUCCUCUCACCAUCAUCCUCAUACUGCUACUCGCUAUCAGCACUAUUGCCUCUUCAGCCCAACCCUACCAUGCCCUAGUUUCGCCCAUCACCAAAGACUCGUCCACUUCUCUCUACUCCAUCACCCUCGGUCCGAAGGACGGCGGCUAUGUCAUCGACCUCUCGUCCCCGUUUUCAUGGCGUCGCUGCGACCCACAUGAUACCAUCCUUCCCUGUGGCUCCCAGCAAUGCGUCGCCGCGGGACGCUACCAGCCCCAUCCCAAGUCUUGUCCUCAUCAAAGUAGGGUCCAAAUCGGUGGUAAGAAUGACUCGAGGUCCGGUCAUCAAUUUUGCUUGUGUGCAGUGACAGAAUCGAACCCCGUCACCAAGUCAUGUGCGUCGUCGGAGCUGGCGGUCCACAACGUAGUGAUUCCUUCGACGGAUGGCCACGUCCCGAAAGCAAAUAUUACCGUGAAUGGCGUCCCGUUCGCCUGCGCUCCAGAAUCGCUGUUUCAUGCUCUCCCGUCUGGAUCUUCAGGAAUGGCAAGCCUCUCACCCAGUUCCUUGUCUCUCCCCUCACUGUUCAAGAAGGCUAUCGGAGCCACGGCGGUCAACAAGCAGUUCGCAAUUUGCUUGCCGAGCAGUUCUUCAUCCCCUGGAGUGAGCUUCUUCGGAAAUGGGCCGUUUUACUUGCUUCCACCACCAGGUAUCGAUGUCACACAGCUCCUCGCGUUCACUCCAUUGCUUAAGAACCGGUGA